Epinephelus moara (kelp grouper) is the source of this 3013-nucleotide messenger RNA. It is a transcript of the gene slc35g1, whose product is annotated as solute carrier family 35 member G1. The transcript has 5 exons. The record is from RefSeq and is a predicted model, not a curated record. Lineage: Eukaryota; Metazoa; Chordata; Actinopteri; Perciformes; Serranidae. Gene Ontology annotation, biological process: calcium ion export across plasma membrane; regulation of cytosolic calcium ion concentration. Bases 609 to 1865 code for a protein of 418 amino acids. Gene Ontology annotation, cellular component: plasma membrane; endoplasmic reticulum membrane.
UGUUUAUUGUUUUGAGGGGGAGGGGGGCACCAGGGGAAGCUUGCCCUGGGUGCUGAAUGUACUGGGUGCAGCACUGGGUGACCUUGUGGUGAACCCACAGAGGGUUUGGCAGUGUGAACAAUAACAUAACUUACUUUAAGCAAAUACUCUGAUGCUCCCAGGCCAAAAUCUCAUGAGUCAAAGUUGUGAUUCAGUUUGACAAAUGUCCUAAAACUUCAAUGUUUUGACUUCAUAGUUAGAACCAUAUCAUAAGUUUGACUCCAUUUGACGUCAAAAUUAUAAGCCACACACACAGUUUCAAAUUUACUUGUGAUACAUAAAGACGUCUGUCAGCCCAAAUGUGUGUGAGCUGAGUUUUGGUUGGCUCAGUCCUCCUCUGCCUCCCUCUGCUAUGGGCGUACACGUUGGGUAAUGUUAUAGUUGUCCCACAGCUGAGGUGGUCUGGGUUCAGUUCUGCCCCCCUGUGGGUAAAGUAACCACCGCAUGGGAGUUAGUCUCCUGCCACCAAGGUUAGUCAUUAACCUUGUCUUCCCAGUCACUCAGGCCACCGAAGAAAACGGACAGCGCUCUGUCCAAGGCAUGCUGCCGCUCGGCCGUCUGAUCUUACCAUGGGCGACUGUAACCACUGCACACCCGGCCGGGCUUUGUCCGUAGAGGACGGCAUCACCGUCGUGUUCCACAAAGUUGACAGCCAUAGCACGAACUGCAAAGACGACCGCGACGACGACGACGACGACAACGGCGAUGAUGAACGGACGGCAGAGAGGAUUCACUUGCAGAGUAACUGCCGUGUGUCGUGGGAAAACGACGGUGAUGCCGCCGAGGGAGAAGCGGGAGGACGCGAGGAUUCGCCGGAAGGCAGCGAGGAGAAAACGCUCUGUCCGCUGGUGUGUUGCGUCAGAAGCGGGCUCGCAUCCCGAGACGGAAGCGCAAGUGAAGAUUCGGAGACACCAAAGAAAUGUUCAGGUCUUGGUUUGUUUUAUGCGUUCCUGUCCACGGUUUUCUUCUCCAUCAUUGCCCUCUUGGUGAAAACCAUCCAGGGAAUCCACGCCAUAGAGAUCAGCGCCAUACGCUGCUUCUUCCAGAUACUCUUUACUAUGCCAUUGCUCAUCUACCACAAGACAGGUUUCCUCGGUCCCAGAGAUAAGCGUGUAUAUCUGGUGCUUCGGGGUUUCAUUGGCUCCAAUGCCAUGAUCCUGCUCUUCUAUGCUGUUCAGCAGAUGCCGCUAGCGGACGCCACGGUCAUCAUGUUCAGUAAUCCAGUCUUUACCUCCAUCCUGGCCUGGAUCUUCCUGAAGGAGAGAUGUACAAUCUGGGACUGUGUCUUCACUGUUUUCACCAUCACUGGAGUCAUCCUCAUCGCCCGACCGCCGUUCCUCUUCGGCGAGGACCGACGUGGCAUCGAGGGCAACUACACUAACCACAUCAAGGGGACUAUCGCUGCCUUUGCAGGAGCCAUUGCAGCUGCCUUCACAUUUGUUGUCCUUCGCAAGAUGGGGAAGAGCGUCCAUUACUACCUCUCUGUCUGGUACUAUGCUGUCAUCGGGUUCAUCGAGUGCGUCAUCACUGUAUCCGUCCUUGGGGAGUGGAAAAUCCCAUUCUGCGGCCGCGAUCGCUGGCUGCUGAUGCUGAUUGCUGUUCUGGGUAUCGCCGGCCAGACCUUCCUCACAAAGGCCCUGCAGAUUGAGAAGGCUGGACCUGUGGCCCUGAUGAGGACUAUCGAUGUGGUGCUGGCGUUCAUCUUCCAAUUUAUUUUCCUCAACCGUGCACCGACCUGGUGGAGCCUCGGAGGGGCGCUGUGCGUAGUGGUGAGCACAAGUGGAGUAGCACUUCGAAAGUGGUACGUCAACUCUCACAAGAGCUGAGAAGGAGGAGCGACACAGAAUACUGUGGCAUAACUAUUUAUUCUUUUUUUUUCACUAUCAUAUGUUCUUGAUUUAUUCUGUAUUUUACUUGUUACUUAAAUGCAAACCCUUGAGGAGGUCUAAGCUUUUUGGAGAGUUGAAAGCAGGAAUAUAGAAAGAUAAUUUAGUAGGAGUCAGUUAUGAGUUUAUGAUUGAAUUCAAAAUUGAAUUAUGUGCAUCUAUACACGUUGAUUCCUGAGAGUCAACCUGUGGAACUUAUUGUUAUGCAUUUAUUUUUGUGUAAAUGAGCACUAGAGGAAAUAGGAGAAAGGAAAAACUGUUGCUGCCCCCAAACCAUAUCCGGCUCCCUGGAGCCUGAGCAGCUAAAUAAGUAUUCAACACAGAUUUCCUGUUUUGUCCUUAAUAUAUACAUAACAUAAAUGGGACUGAAAGUAGAAUUUUGCCAUAGUGAAGCAGUCCUCAGUUCCAUUUUCCCUUUAUUGUACUGUAACCUGAGUGAAAUAGCCAAAGAGAGAGGUUUACUGCUUUGGGACCAUUCGUACUGUGUCACAUAACUUGGUAAUAAUAAUAGAGUGAAUUAAAAGUAAACUACAUAUUAGUAUGUACUAGGCGCUAUCAAAUGGGCAUCUGCAAAAAGUACUUAAAGGGACAGUUCAUCUCAAAAUCAAAAGUACAUAUUUGUCCUCUUAACUGGAGUGCUAUAUAUUAUCUAGAUUGUUUUGGUGUGAGUUGUCAAGUGUUGAAGAUACCGGCCGUAGAGAUGUCUGCCUUCUCUUGAAUAUAAUGGAACUACAUGUCACUCGACUUGUGGUGCUGAAAGUGCCAAAAAAACUCAACAGCAAUGUCUCAUGAACUGGUUACUGAAGAUAAUCCACAGACCUUGUUGUGAGCAGUUUCAUGUAGGAACUAUCUUCUACAGAACUACACCCGCCAAAUGUAUGACCGCGCAGAAGGAAGCAUGCAUCUACUGAAGGACAAGAGAAGUAGGGAUGCACCGAAAUGAAAAUUUGUGGCCGAAGCCGAAGCCGAAUAUUAUUAAACGCUUGGCCGAAUACCGAGUACCGAAUACUGAAUAUCAUUGUUUAGUUUUUCAUUAGUUUUUGCAGAUGAACCCCCUCCAGAUUAGUGUUGUCACGGUACCAAAAUUG